AUGGAUCCAGGAUUUACUGUAUCCCUGGAUCAUGUCUAUGCUGAAUAUGAGGCAGAGCUAGAGGACACACAGCCGCAAAGCGAUAUUGAUGAGCCAGUUUCUGAGGAGGAAGACGACAUGGAGUACCAACCGGAAGACUCAGACACAGACACAUCUGAUCAGUCUGAUGAGGAGGCCACCAGUGCUGAAGCCGCUCCCGCUGCUGCUGCUGCUGCUGCUGCUGCUGCUGACACAUUCAAUUCCAAAUGUGGCAGCAUCUGUUGGAGCUCAGUACCUCCUGACGUGCAAGGCGGUGCAGCUCCUGCAAACGUCAUCAAAAUGACCCCUGGGAUCACACGGUUUGCUGUGACGAGAGUAAGUGACAUCAAGUCAUGUUUUAAUCUGUUUUUGCCAUGGUCAAUAAAAAAAAUCAUCAUUGAUAUGACAAACCUUGAAGGAAAAAGAGUCCACAAAGACACGUGGCAUGACAUUGAUGAGACACACCUGGAUGCCUUCAUUGGUAUUGCUCUUCUUGCUGGAGUGUACAGAUCCAGCAAUGAGGCCACAGAGAGUCUCUGGGACGCGUCGACAGGCAGGGAUAUUUUCCGAGCAACAAUGUCACUUUACUCCUUUCGAAACCUAUCAACAGCCAUCAGGUUUGACGAGAGAGACGUCAGAGUAAGAUCUGACAAGCUUGCUCCCAUCAGGAAUGUCUGGGAGAAAUGGGUGCAGCGCCUUCCACUGAUGUUCAACCCAGGGCCAGAGGUCACAGUAGAUGAACGUUUACUCCAUUUCCGUGGAAAAUGCCCCUUCCGGCAAUACAUGCCCAGUAAGCCAGGCAAAUAUGGCAUAAAAAUCUGGGCAGCCUGUGAUGCAAGAACCAGUUAUGCAUGGAAUCUGCAGAUUUACACAGGCAAAGAUGCAAGCGGCAUCCCUGAAAAAAAACAAGGAAAACGUAUAGUCCUCGAUAUGGCUACUGGACUGCAGGGUCACAACAUCACUUGUGACAAUUUUUUUACCAGCUAUGAACUUGGACAAGAACUUCUCAGGAGGAAACUCACCAUGGUGGGCACAAUAAGAAAAAACAAAUCUGAGCUGCCCGCUGAAAUGUUGGAGAUGAAGAACAGGGAUCCACUUUCCUCAAAGUUUGUUUUUACAGACACCACCACACUUGUUUCCUACUGUCCAAGAAAAGGCCGAAAUGUGAUGCUGAUGUCCACUCGUCACAAAGAUGCAGCUGUGUCAUCAGAAAAAGACAAAAAGCCCAUAAUCAUCCUGGACUACAACAAAAACAAAGGAGGAGUGGACACCCUGGACAAGCUGACUGCCACCUACACUUGCCAGCGAAUGACCAGGAGAUGGUCAAUGGUUGUGUUUUACAACAUCCUCGAUGUGUCUGCAUACAACGCAUUUGUGUUGUGGACCCACAUUAACGAAGGGUGGAACUCAAACAGAAAAAACAAGCGGAGAUUGUUUCUUCAGGAGCUAGGAAGCUCACUUGUCAAGGCGCACAUUGAGCGAAGGGGAUCUGUGCCUCGAGACCCAGGCGCUGCAGCCUUGGUCAGACAGAUACAGAACCCACUGAGCCCUCCAUCCACGCCAACACGAAGAGGAUUAGUGCCAGUGUCCCCCAUAGCCAGCCCUUCCUCAAAAUCAACCACAGCAGCUGCAGCCACAACCCCAAAGAAACUACCUGAGCCUAAAAGGAAGAGGUGUCAGGUCUGCCCUAGCAGUACAGACAGAAAGACAAGCAAAGUGUGCUUCAAAUGCAAAAGAUAUCUCUGCCAAGAACACAUUCGCAGUGUCCAUUAUUGCGACGACUGCAACUAA
Molecule: messenger RNA, 1809 nt
Organism: Myripristis murdjan (pinecone soldierfish)
Lineage: Eukaryota; Metazoa; Chordata; Actinopteri; Holocentriformes; Holocentridae
Product: piggyBac transposable element-derived protein 4-like
Exons: 1
Coding region: 1-1809 (602 amino acids)
Source: RefSeq, a predicted model, not a curated record